Molecule: messenger RNA, 3868 nt
Organism: Ziziphus jujuba (common jujube)
Lineage: Eukaryota; Viridiplantae; Streptophyta; Magnoliopsida; Rosales; Rhamnaceae
Product: TMV resistance protein N-like
Exons: 6
Coding region: 2239-3366 (375 amino acids)
Biological process (GO): defense response
Molecular function (GO): ADP binding
Source: RefSeq, a predicted model, not a curated record
CAACCGAACCAAGACGUGAUUAAGUCCUCUUAUUGUUUCUUGGAAGGUUCAAGUAACAAGAUAUGAAGCUUCUUUCACCUACUUUUUAUGUUGCUCCCUAAACAAGAGAAACAGAGUGUUGUGGGAUUGGAACUGGAGAAGAGAGAGCUUGGUAAUUUACCUCCAUCUGCAUUUCUUUUUUUUUUUCAUUGAGUUGUUCAUUUAUGGUUUUGAGCUUAAAACCCAGAAAUGAUAUAAAGGCCAUUUAGAAUAGAGGGUUAGGAAUAUAAGCAAAGAGAAAUUAAGAGGACGCUUUGUUGGGGUUCUGAGCUAAUUAGGAGGAUAUAAAUUAACAUGGCUUCUUCUUCUUCUUCUUCUUCUUCUCAAGAAAAGUACGACGUGUUCCUUAGUUUCAGAGGUACGGACACCCGUGUUGGUUUUACUGGAUAUCUUUAUUAUGCUUUGCGUGAAAAGUGUAUCCACACUUAUAUGGAUGAGCAACUUGAAAGUGGUCAUGAAAUUUCACCAACACUUAUGAAGGCCAUUCAGGAAUCUAAGAUUUAUAUAAUAGUUUUCUCCAAAGAUUUUGCAUCUUCCAGAUGAUGUUUAGAUGAAUUGGUGAAAAUACUCGAAUGCAAGAGAAAUGAGAAUGGGAAACAUGUCAUACCCAUUUUUUACGGCAUAGAUCCAUCCACUGUGCGAAACCAAGAGCAGAGUUAUGAAGCUGCAUUUGAGAAUCAUGAACAACGUUUUUUGACAAUCUGGACAAGGUGCAGAAGUGGAGGCGUGCUCUAAAAGAAGUAGCUGAUUUGUCCGGUUAUCAUUCAAGGAAUUUUAGGCUUGAGUACGAGUUAGUUCAACAAAUUGUUGGAGAUGUUUUAUCGAAAUUGUCUAAGUUCCAAUUAACAAAUUAUGAGCAUGUCAUUGGAAUUGAAGAGAAUAUCAAGAUAAUUGAAUCAUUAUUAAGCAUUGGGUCAAUGGAUGUUCGCAUCAUAGGUAUUUGGGGCAUUGGAGGUAUUGGCAAGACCACCCUUGCUAGCAUUGUGUUUCAAAAAUAUGCGUACUCUCAUUUUGAUCGUCAUUGCUUUCUUAAGGAUAUUCAAGAAGGAGCUGAUACAUAUCAAUUGAGAAAAGAACUUCUUUAUCAGUUAGUAAAUGAUAAAAAUGUUGUAUGCACUGACACCCCAGCUGUAGGAUCAGGAUUUAUUCAAGAUAGAUUACGAUAUAAAAAGGUAUUUAUUUUUUUAGAUAAUUUGAAUGGAAGCAAAAACAAAUUAAAAGUUUUAUUGGCUGGGUAUCAUUUUGCUAUUGGAAGCAGAAUCAUUGUCACAACUAGAGACAUGCAAUUACUUAAGACAGAGAAGGGUGAAAUUUUCGAGUUGACGGGGCUAUCUGACUUUGAUGCUCUCAAGCUCUUCUGUUCCAAUGCUUUUGGACAACCUUUACCUGCAACAGGUUAUGAGUCUUUAUCAGAAAGAAUUGCAAAUUAUACAAAGGGCAAUCCAUUAGCUCUUGAAGUCUUGGGUUGUUCCCUUAAGUCCAAAGACGUAAAAUAUUGGGAAAGUGCAUUGGCUAAGUUGAAAACAUCUCUGGAUCCUGACAUUCAAAAAGUGUUGAGAAUAAGUUUUGACGGAUUAGAUGACAAAGGCAGCCAGGGUAUAUUUCUUGACAUGGCAUGCUUCUUUCCUGGUAGAGUGCGUAGAGACGUUGUAGAAAGCUUAUUAAAUCGCACUGAGGAUUCUGAUGAAGAAAUAAGAAUAGAUGCUCUAGUUGAUAAAUCCUUGGUAAAAGAAUCGGAAGAAGUUUUGGAAAUGCAUGACUUAUUACGACAAAUGGGCCAGGGGAUUGUUUUUGACGAGAACAAAGAUUCAGGAAAGCGUAGUAGACUAUGGAAUGUUAAGGAUGUCUGCCAUGUACUGGAAAGAAAUACGGCUUGAUUGUCAGGGAACAUCCAAAAUUGAAGGUAUAUUAUUGAAGCUGCCAGACCUUAAAAAGGAUGUUAAAGUGAGUCCUAAAGCAUUCUCAAAGAUGCGCAAUCUACGAAUUAUUUAUUUAUUAUUGUUAUUUUUUUAUUGUGAGCGAUAGCCACUUGAGCUCGAGAAGUUAAAGAAGAGCGAUCUUAGUUUUUCUACGCACCUUAUUCAAAUACCAAACUUGUCUCGGGCUAUAAAUCUUCAACAAAUAUAUCUUCAAGGCUGCACAAGUUUGGUUCAUAUUCCUCCAUUUUUUCAGAAUCUCAACAAGCUUCAGAUUCUAAAUAUGACAUAUUGCAAAAAUCUGGAAGACGGCACAGAAAAUCUUCCAAACAGCCUAAAAGAUUUAAGAAUGAGUGGGACAGCAUUUAAAAGUCUACCAGAAAGUAUUUGGGAGAUGAAAUAUCUGGAAAUUCUGAUACUUAAAGAUUGCACAAAUCUGAGAAAGAUUUCAGAAAUCUCGAAUCAGGUGAAAUGCUUGAGUGAAAUUUUGUUAAGUGGAGCAGAGAUUGAAGAGUUACCCGAGGCAAUUGAAGGUCUAACUCUGCUCGAAUAUUUAGAUCUUAAUAGGUGCUAUAAGAUUAAGUUUCUCCCAAAGAACCUGUGUGAAUUAUCGGUCCUUCGACAGUUGAGCCUUUGCGAAUGUUCAUCACUUGAAGAAUUGCCUCCCCUUCCACGUGGUUUGGACGAAUUAAAGAUAAUGAAAUGUGAGAGAUUGAAAUCAAUAGCAGAGCUUCCAUCAUCUUUACGUUUUUUGUAUGCAAACCACUGCAGAUCGUUGGAGACAAUAUCAAGUCCGGGGUCUCCACCCAAACCACCUUUUCGCCAUAGUUUAUGCGGUUAUUGGUUUGCGGAUUGUCUAAAAUUGGAUGAGGACACACGCAACAACGUAAUUGCUGACCGAGCACGCCUUCUUUCAUUGUCCCGUCAAGAUGAUGGAAAGUAUAGUCAUCGUUUCAUGUAUCCAGGAGAUGAAAUCCCAGAAUGGUUCAGCUAUCAAACUGAUGGUGGGAAUUCUAUCAAUAUCCACCUUCCUCCAAAUUGGUUUGAACUGCCAUUCAGAUUUGCUUUUUGCAUUGUUUUCAAUAUGUUCUAUAAUGAAAUUAAUUUGCUAGAUUUUACUAUUAGAUACGAAUUCAAUUUCAAAACCAACACUAGUAAUAGUGAUGACCAUCUUCACAAUUAUGAUCGCAUUACCGGCGUAGGUGCGGCUAGCAUCGUUGAUUUAGAUCAUGUGUUUAUUGUUGGCGAAGCUUUGUAUCCUCGUGAUUUGUCCAAAAUGUUUGGGCCAAACUGGUCCUCCAUGUGUAGCAACAUUACCGAGGCUUCUUUCCGAGUAUCUUCGACCAAUCAGGAGUAUGACCAUGUGGACACGAUAAAAAAGUUUGGGUUUCGGUUCUGCAAUGCUGACUAGGGGUUUGAGAAACUAAAUGUAGACAGAGCCGGAUCUAAUCAACCAAAUGGACACAAACACAACGGCGACUCACUUCCUCACAAUAAUUCCAAGAGAAUCAAGCUUAUGGGACAAUAUAUUACCGUAUAGCUUCCAAAUGAAUAAGAAAUAUACGAAAGGCUCGUGUGGAGGCCUCCAGAAGAGAGUGAGCAGGAAGAAGAACAAGAUUAACGAUUAAGGAAGUGAUGAAGAAGAUUACCAUUCCUAUUGGUGGUUCUCGAGAAGCUAUGAAAGAUGAUGUACUCGUGGAACCGAACCAUUAGUUUUGUUGAAUGGGAAAAGCUGACCACCCAGCAAAUGGCGAGAGAGGUGGGUUUUGAGAGUCGCUGAGUUUUUUCUUUGUCAUGCAAGUGAGUGAGGUGGAGUGGAGGGAAAAGAAACAAUCAUCAGGGACAUGUUCGGUAAUCUUUCUAAGCAUAAUAGUAAUUUAAGAUGAGCAGUCAAGUGUGAUUUAAUUUAUUUA